CCAUCGGCAUGCUGUGCCCUAACCUGGAGUACCUGGAUGCGUCUGGUGUGCAGCUGACCAAUGUGUCUGUCCAGCAGCUCGCCCAAAAGUGCCCAAAGCUCAAGACUGUUUUGCUGAAAAGGUGUAGCGACGUCGGGGAGAAAGGGCUUUGGUGGCUUCUUCAUCUGUGCAAAUAUUUAGAACAUUUGGACUUGACUGAAUUGCACAAGCUAUCUGGUCAGUGUUUCCACAUGGCAGGAGUUCGGUUGCGUCGUCUCGUGCUUCGUGGCUGUUCAGGCUUGACAGCUACGGGGCUCUCCAAGAUAGCCACCAAGUGCUGCUUCCUGUCGGAGCUGACGCUGAGCGACUGCCUCCAGAUAUCGGACCACGACCUGCUUCUGCUGUGCCAGAACCUGAGGGCACUAAGGGUGCUCCACCUGUCGGGAUCAUUCCUCAAUUUGACUGGUGACAGUAUUGGCGCCAUUGGCCACUUGCCCCUCUUGGAGGAACUAAAUUUGAGUCACAACAAGGUUGUCAACGACGUGGUCAUCGGAGCCAUAUGCGCAGGCUGUACCAAGCUGAGGUUUCUGGACAUCACCGGUUGCCACCAGGGCAUCACUGACGUUGCGCUAAGCCACCUGUCACGGUGCCCUGGAUUGCGCCAGCUAAAGCUGAACUACUUGGGACAAAUCACGGAUUCCGGCCUGGGUAGCCUGUCGUGCCAGGGUUUGCUGCACAGUAUUGAACUUCGUGGAUGCCCGCAAGUGUCCGAUGGAGGUGUGCUGAUUCUCGUUGAACUGUGUCGUGAUCUGAGGCUGCUUGACGUCAGUGGCUGUGAGCUUGUGACCAACGCAGCUGUGACUGGUGCCAUGGAUAUCGUAGGCGAGCGGUCAAAUGUGCUGACCAUUGUCAUAGGUGGCACAAUUGUGGAACCCAACCAUCUUUACCUGGAUCCAAAGAGCAAGCUAAAGAUUGAUCGGCAUAACUUUUGCGUAGAACUUUACAGGCCAGACAGGCUGGAACGCAUGGCUUAUAAUGAUGACCAUGACUGGGAUGCAGAUCUGGAUGGCUACGAAGGUGACGGCGAAGCUGAAGCGAGAGCCCAUGACUACCUGGAGAAUGAUGAUCCCCUGUAUGAGGAAGAUUACAUCUUGUCGUGAUACAGCGUUCUGCAGAGUGGAUGACAUGCCUGGGCCGACGUAGAGGAGGCGUAGUCUCGCAGCUGUCCAGAUGUGCUGUGCUCUCUAUCCCUUUUCCACUUUGCUGUCCUCUCCAGUGCCACCCACCUAAAGCAUUUUGUGUGCCUCCUCCCUUCAUCGCAUAGAAUGGCUUCGACACAGUGUAAAUAGCUUGAGAAAGGGCGUUUGUUUGCACAUCUCUACAUUUUCCCAGGCACAUAAUGCUUCUGAGUUUGUCUUCUCUUCAGUUGUAGAAGUUGAAAGCAAUCCCAGUGUCUGCAGUCAAGUGCCGGCCUUUUAUUUCCCCCCUUGAUUGUUUGCCAGGAAAACAAGUUUGUGAUAUAGGUUUAGGCUUUUGAAUAGGAUUAGCACUGUUGGGGGACUUUUGCUGUUUUUUGAGUGGUGGACAGUGUACGAUGAAGUGUGAGGACCUAGGAGUUUGUUGUAACUUUAUUGUGCCAGUGUGAGCAGAACAGUUGUCGUGUGUUGUGUUAGCAAGAAAAAGGUUCCUUGUUGCUUCUUACAAUUUUCAGAAUAAAUUAUGUGGCGGGAAAGUUUACUUUUAUAAGAUGUUGCUAGGAAGGCUGCAUUUUUGCUCUUGUUUAGGAGGAAUGAUUAAGGGAAAAGGGGUCAGAAUGAUUUAUAUUUGAAUUUUCCCUGUCUUCUCUUUUCAACAAAAGGCACAGUUGCUGCUGGUAUUGAGCCAUUGAACAGAGUCUUCACGUUCAAGCUGUUAUGUGCCCACUUUGGAAUGUUGUUGCAAUUGGUUAUGAAGCUGUCCUGCCUCGCCAUCCAUCUGUGCAGGGGGACAGCAUUAGAGCUGUUACAUAAUCAAAUUUACCAAGUUACGUGUGUUCAGGUUAUUAGGACAUGUGAUUUCAAAGUGAGGACAUUAAUCUAUGUCUCUAAUUUUUCAGGAUGCAGCUAAGCUGUGUGCUUGUUUCCUAUGUCACCUGCUUCAAUAUUAGCAAGCCAAAACUACGCUCACUGUCUUCUGAUGCAAUCUCUCCCAUGGCAAAACACAACCAUGAUGUGUUUACUUUCCGCAAUAUAUAUAUAAAUGCGUGGUGCUUUCUAGGAUUGUUAUAUGUAUAUCACUGUUUUCAUUUGCUUCCUAGAGCUUUUCACCUACCAUUUGUCAGAUUGUCCCGUUCCACAAUAGCACCUGAUAUAUUGCCACAUAUUUUCUGGAAGAGCACUGGCUAAAGUGGUGCAUAUUUACUGUGACGUAAAAGUGACUGCUUGAAGUGCACUGUUAAUAGCCCACAUUCAUUGGUGAUUGCAGACAUUUGGAAAUCUUGCGGUUCUUUUUCCUUUCACAAAGAUUGCCGGAAGUAGGAAACCUCGCUUGGAUCUUGUUGCAGAGGGCACGGAUGCAAAUGCCAAAGCCUAGGGAAACAUGCAUAGAUGAAAAGAACCCUCCAAACACAUCACACUUUCUCACACAGCUUCAUUUAAGAGUGCAGCACAACAAAUGGCUUUUUCGAGUGUUUGUGGAACGCUGAUGUCUGCAUUUCCAGACUGUGCUUUUUUUGUUGUGGGUCUGAUGUCUGGCUACCACCUGUGUGGUGGUAGCCGCUGUUGAGAAGAGUUGUUGACUGCUGUACACAAUGCUCUAUUUUUCUCUCUCCUUGUUGUUUGCAGCAGCUGCGAAUAGAAGAAAAGUAUAAUGAGUAAAGGUGGGCGGCUUGCCCAUUCUUUGUUGA
Molecule: messenger RNA, 2863 nt
Organism: Dermacentor silvarum
Lineage: Eukaryota; Metazoa; Arthropoda; Arachnida; Ixodida; Ixodidae
Product: F-box/LRR-repeat protein 2
Exons: 14
Coding region: 9-1139 (376 amino acids)
Biological process (GO): SCF-dependent proteasomal ubiquitin-dependent protein catabolic process
Cellular component (GO): SCF ubiquitin ligase complex
Molecular function (GO): protein binding
Source: RefSeq, a predicted model, not a curated record